AUGGUUCAAGGACUACCACUUAUGGAGGAUGAACACACAGCUUGCAACACAUGUAAAUUAGGAAAGCAAAGUAGGAUGCCUUUUUCCAAGGCAUCCUGGAGAAUUUAUUUUCUCAAGUUCAAACCUGAAGUACCUGAAGUGUCCUCGAAAUUCAAAGCUUUGGUAGAAAAUCAAAGUGGUUGCAGGAUUCAAAUGCUUAGAUCAGGUGAUGGAAUUAAGCAUCAAAUCACUUUUCCACAUACUCCACAGCAAAAUGGUGUCAAUGAAUGGAGGAACACAUCGAUAAUGGAGAUGUUGAGAGGCUUAUUAUAUGAGAAGUUUCCUACAAAAGUCGUGAAGGAAAAGACACCUUUUGAGGCAUGGAACAGUACAAUCCCCAAAGCUUACACAAUUUUUCAGUCUCAAACAAAAAACAUUAUGUCGCUCUCUAACAUAUACCAGAGAUGCAAUAUGGCCAUUUUAGAGUCUUCUAGAUUUGAAGAAGCAGUUUCCUAUCCCAACUGGAAAUCUGCAAUGGAGGAGGAGCUUGCAGUGAUUGAGAAUAGCGAGACAUGGCAUCUUGUCGAAAAAUCACAACAUAGGAAGAUCAUUUGUGUGAAGUGGGUUUAUUGCAUGAAAUUGAAUGUUGAUGGAUCUAUUAACAAGCUCAAGGCAAGACUUGUUUUGAAAGGUUAA
This is a messenger RNA of Solanum pennellii, 675 nucleotides long. RefSeq lists its product as uncharacterized. The record is from RefSeq and is a predicted model, not a curated record. NCBI's taxonomy places the organism in Eukaryota, Viridiplantae, Streptophyta, Magnoliopsida, Solanales, Solanaceae. Bases 1 to 675 code for a protein of 224 amino acids. The transcript is spliced from 6 exons. Gene Ontology annotation, molecular function: nucleic acid binding.